UUUAUUGAUAAAAGUAUAAUUCUACUAGAGAAAAUUCUACAAAGUCCUCAUCGAUCCGUAAAUACGAUUCAUAUUACAUAGUACCAUGUGAAUUAUUUAGUUAACGCUUUUUAUCUGAUCUAUCCAUAAUUUAUCACAAGAUUGAGACUUAUUAAUUCAAUCUGUUAUAAACUUUGAUUCGACAUGGUCGGGAACGAAGAGGAAAAUAUCAAAGAGAAGUUCUCUUAUAUGCAUGAAAUUAUGCCGGAUUUUCAAAAACGUACAAGAUUGAUGUUUAAAAAUGUUCGGUCUGUCCCAGAAGAAUCAGCUACGCAUGUCGGCACGGAUGUAAUGACUACAAAAUCAUUAAUGGGUCAGUACUUCGUUGAAUUUGCUAACAACUCAAGUAUUCAUGGAUUUAAUCAUCUGGUAGCACGUCACAGACAUCCGUUAGAAAGGUUCCUUGUAGCCAUAUUUAUAUUAACUGCUCUUGCAAGUUUAAUUUUUGUUUCCAUAAUUUCUUGGUACCGAUACCAAUACGAUGCUAUCUCAAUAUACUGGAAUCAUGAGUAUAAACUCUUCAGGCUUGCUAAACCGUCGUUUAUUAUAUGCCCGCUAAAUGUAAUCCAGGAUUCGAGCUUCCCUGAAACUUUUAAACGUUAUGGCAUCGAAGACACACCAAAGGCUCGAGCGUUCUUUCAUUUUUUAUCUAAUGCUACUUAUGAAACUAUGAUCGACACACCUGAUUACGAUGAUGCACCGCCAGGACUAUGGCUUAGAAUUUUGUCAGAUUUGAAGAAGGAAUUUUUUUAUGAAACAACUUUUAUUGAUAAAGGAAUAUGGAUCGCUACAGAAAAUGGUAUAUGUCUUUCUAUAGGGAACUUAGUUCUUCAAUAUGCCAGUUUGCAAGAUUUGUUAUCUAACAAUUGGACCGUAAUACCUCUACCUAAAUAUCCUCCAGAUCCUCAAGAUUUUGAAAUGGAUAAUAAAGACAUGAAUGAUUCUAAUUAUAUACCAUCAUAUACUUACAAUGAAGAUCAUGGAAAAAUAGAAUUAGUGACAACUGAUGCUGAAGUAACGCUUAGCAUACUUGAUCCAAUGGAUUCGUACAACUAUGAAUUCGCAAAAACUAGACAUCAUUUACAAAUUCUUGAAAUACAAACGGUUGUUCUUCGAAUCCUGCAAGCAGACAGUACAAAAAGUAUAUAUAAACUUCCAAUACAUCGAAGAAAAUGCGGAUUCCCUUCGGACAAUGGAUUGGAAUUGUGGCCAAUAUAUACAUACCAAAUGUGUAUGACCGAAUGUAGAUCCCGUAUAAUUAGAAAAAAAUGCGGCUGUUAUCCUCAUUUUUUAAGACGUAUAUGUAAAGAUUUUUAUCAUUCUGAUGUUCCUAUCUGUAAUGCUGCACAAUUGCGUUGUAUCGGAAGAAUACAGCGAUCGGAAUUACUUAAUGUUAAAACAUCUUCUUGUAAUUGCCUCGUUAAUUGCAACCAAGUCUCCUAUUUAUCGGAGGAAAUUAAAAUAACGAGAUUCAAAAACGUAUUUCCCUUGAACACCACAAGUUUCAAAAUGACAAUCAGUUUUUCGAAAAACAAAUUUAAACGUAAGGAAUGGUACACUUUUGGAGACUUCCUAACAUCUAUUGGUGGAGCUGCUGGUUUAUUCCUCGGUUGCAGCGUAUUAUCCUUCGUUGAAAUAUUAUAUUAUGGGACUUUACAUUUGUACAUUUAUAUGCAAUACCAUAAACCAAACAAAACCUAA
This is a messenger RNA of Vespa mandarinia (Asian giant hornet), 1740 nucleotides long. RefSeq lists its product as uncharacterized. Gene Ontology annotation, biological process: sodium ion transmembrane transport. Gene Ontology annotation, cellular component: plasma membrane. The record is from RefSeq and is a predicted model, not a curated record. Lineage: Eukaryota; Metazoa; Arthropoda; Insecta; Hymenoptera; Vespidae. Gene Ontology annotation, molecular function: ligand-gated sodium channel activity.